AUGACUGGAAACAAAAGAAAGAAUCCGCGAGACUUGACUCGUCUCUCCGGAAAACCACUUGCGGAGACUCUCGAGCCAUCUUCGAUUUUGGCAAGCAGCACAGAAGAAUGGGUCACCUCUCAAGACCUGGCUGAGCAUGGUCUCCCGUUCAAGCCGGAAGUCAUCCAAGAUAUGACCAUCUUCCUCCUGGCAAACCCGAAUAUGAGCUCAACCCAUCUAUACCGGGCAGACAUCCUCUUCGACAGCUGGGGUUCACUGCGAACACCGCAACAGAAAGAGCAGUCCUUCGCUCAGAAUGGGAACAGCAAUCUGGAGACGGCUGAAGAGCAUGUGGAACCCAUCACCGCAAGGCAAAUCCCCAAUUUCACUCUCACCAGAACGGUCGUGAGGAGACUCAUUCCCAGGAACCCGAACCUGGACAGGGUCAUGGACCAAACAUGUCACUUCUACGAACACAUCAACGAGUCCACAGACACAAACGAGGAGUCUAUUAACCGAUACCUCGCUGUCUAUACCCCCCACGUCACCUCCAAAGAAGACAUGCCCUUCUACCACCCUCUCCUCCGUUCCCUAGCUUUCCUAUACGACUACAACACUCACAACAACACAUCAGAACCCUCCCCUAACCCCGGCACCAUGUCCAUUCACUUCCUCCUCUUCCCCAACGAACCCAUCCAAAACCGUCUAGAACGCACCCUACAAGCCCUCCUGACUAUCCAAAUCCGCCUCGCCCGCGGCACCCGUCUAACCGGCAAACCAGAAGGGGGCGGCGGCGCCAGUCAAAACCCAGCCAAAGACAACGUGAUCCCUCAGCACCUAGUGCAAAACACUUACACGCGUCUGAAGGCAAAGUACGCCGCAGAGCUCUGCCAAAACUGGGUCGAGAGCACCGAGCCCUCCAAGCAUGUCUUCGAAGACCUCGCAAUCACCGCAUUCCUCAUUGAACUCUGGAGAAGCAUGUACGGCGCUGUCCCAGCAGACGAGCAAACCUCCUCCCCAUCUACCUCCUCUUUCCCCGGCUUCGUCGACGUAGCCUGUGGCAACGGCGUCCUCGUCUACGUCCUGCUCAUGGAAGGCUACAAAGGCUGGGGCUUCGACGCCCGCCGACGCAAAACAUGGAGCAUAUUUCCAGAGUCCGUGCAAUCACGACUCACAGAGGAGAUCUACAUCCCAAAACCAUUCUCCGAAACGAACCCCUCUCUGCUCCAAGAGCUCACCAUAAAAUCCCACUCGGGGUCCUUCCCAAAAGACACAUUCAUUAUCUCCAACCACGCAGAUGAACUCACCGUCUGGACUCCGCUCAUGGCUACGCUCCUUUGUCCCGAGUCGCCAUCACCCUUUAUCGCUAUCCCAUGCUGCUCGCAUUCGCUCUCUGGAGCGAGAUUCCGGUAUCCGCCUCCUAAGGCGGGCAAGAAAAAGGAGAAAUCAGACAAAGAAGACGAAGGAGGAAUGGAAGAAGAGACCAAUCCAUCAUCAGGAGACCUCAAAUCCCUCCGGAAGGAGAAACAGGAUGCUCAGACCACGGAAGCAGGGUUCCUUAAGUCAAUGUAUGGUUCGUUGACGGCGAAGACGAUGAGUGUGGCGGAGGAAAUCGGGUACGAGGUGGAGAGGACGCUGUUGCGGAUUCCUAGUACGAGGAAUAUGGCUGUUAUUGGAGGAAGAAGGCGGACGACACAGGUGUGGAAGGAGAGGGGAAGUGGAUUGGUUGAUGGUGGUGGUGGUGACGGAGAAGUAGUCCUGGAGCGGGUUAUGGAUGCUAUAAAUGUUUCGUCUAUGUACAUGGAAGAAAAAGACAUGAUGAUGUUAAUUGUUGUAAAUGUACAUCUAGCAGAUUUAGCUCCCAUGAAAUAA
Molecule: messenger RNA, 1851 nt
Organism: Aspergillus niger
Lineage: Eukaryota; Fungi; Ascomycota; Eurotiomycetes; Eurotiales; Aspergillaceae
Exons: 3
Coding region: 1-1851 (616 amino acids)
Biological process (GO): tRNA methylation
Molecular function (GO): tRNA (uridine) methyltransferase activity
Source: RefSeq, a predicted model, not a curated record